Gadus macrocephalus (Pacific cod) is the source of this 2020-nucleotide messenger RNA. Its product is annotated as P-selectin-like. Gene Ontology annotation, biological process: response to cytokine; leukocyte tethering or rolling; heterophilic cell-cell adhesion. The record is from RefSeq and is a predicted model, not a curated record. Gene Ontology annotation, cellular component: membrane; external side of plasma membrane. Gene Ontology annotation, molecular function: sialic acid binding; oligosaccharide binding. Bases 1 to 1248 code for a protein of 415 amino acids. Lineage: Eukaryota; Metazoa; Chordata; Actinopteri; Gadiformes; Gadidae. The transcript is spliced from 8 exons.
AUGGGGGCGCGGCAGGAGUGCCUUUACGUUCAGCUCUUCCACGUAGGAACCAGGAAGUACACCUCUCCAGGUUCAGAUCUUAACCCUAGUGGUGUUCCACCCCUCUGUGUGUCUCCAGCCGUGCAGUGCUCAGUCUUGUCUGCCCCCCCUCACGGCUCCCUGUCCUGCUCCAACCCCCAUGGAGAGUUUAGCUUCUCCUCUCGCUGCGCUCUCACCUGCGAUGAAGGCUUCCUGCCCAACGGGACGGCCCACACAGAGUGCUCCUCCCUGGGGUCCUGGAGCCAGGAGGUCCCUCAGUGCCUGGCCGUGCAGUGCUCAGUCUUGUCUGCCCCCCCUCACGGCUCCCUGUCCUGCUCCAACCCCCAUGGAGAGUUUAGCUUCUCCUCUCGCUGCGCUCUCACCUGUGAUGAAGGCUUCCUGCCCAACGGGACGGCCCACACAGAGUGCUCCUCCCUGGGGUCCUGGAGCCAGGAGGUCCCUCAGUGCCUGGCCGUGCAGUGCUCAGUCUUGUCUGCCCCCCCUCACGGCUCCCUGUCCUGCUCCAACCCCCAUGGAGAGUUUAGCUUCUCCUCUCGCUGCGCUCUCACCUGUGAUGAAGGCUUCCUGCCCAACGGGACGGCCCACACAGAGUGCUCCUCCCUGGGGUCCUGGAGCCAGGAGGUCCCUCAGUGCCUGGCUCGCUCCUGCCCCCUGCUUGUGACCGCACCGCACCACGGCUGGACGAUCUGCAGCCAUCCUCACUCGUCCUUCAGCUACGGCUCCCACUGUGACCUUGGGUGCAGCGAGGGCUUCCGGCUCAGCGGAACACGCAGUAUAAACUGCAACGCAUCCGGCGACUGGAGCGGCGUGAUGGCAACGUGCAAGGUGGUCCAGUGUGAGGCUAGCUGGCUGGCUGGCCUCACCGCCGCGCCCCUCUCCCUCAACUGCUCCCACCCCCGGGGAAACUUCAGUUUCGGCUCCCGUUGUCGCUUCGCCUGUGCGGGGGGCUACUCCCUGAACGGCACUGAGGAGCUGCUCUGCUCCUCCUCCGGGCGCUGGAGCGCCGCUUUACCAACGUGUGCUGAGGUGGGUACGCCCCUGUGGUCGGCCGUCCUGAUGUACUCUGGAGCGGGGGCCGCCUCCCUCGCGGUGCUGCUCUUCGCGGUCGGCGUCGGCCUGCUGGUCGCCAAGCGCUUCAAGAAGAAAGGUAUAAUGGAUGGAGACAAUUCAUUCUGGGAAGAGAGAGAAAAUCCGGAUUUUAGAUCUUGAAUCUUCCUCAGUUCGGAAAACGACACAAAAACUCAGGUCGAUGUGUGGCGUUAUUAUGAAGAACACUGUUCUCGUUUGUUCAAUAGUUUGUUGUGGCCAUUUUUUGAUACAAACGACAGGAUAGCCUGAUAUUUUUGCAGAUUAUUUCCGGUUCUGCAUUUCUUUUGGCAGAUUAUCCGGUGGUGUGGGGUAUGUUAAAAUUGGAUUUUACUUCCCUAAACCUAUUAAACGUUUUAAACGAUUCAAUAUAGUAAAUAGUCAAAGGGCAGCUGAGUCGCAGUAUGAGGAUGGUCAUGUGGAAAACACGAUAGCCAAUUAAUAGGCAGGCCGACCAUUCUACCAAACCAAAGCCCUGGAGGAAAAAGUGAAUGUGAUGGAUUUGCCAAAUAGAGGGAUCCAACUCAUGCUGUUAUAUGAACAGUCCGUUUUCAUGCCAACUCCAUGACCUCUUUCAUAGUUCUUUAGGAUGUCCCCAAUGUUUUUUCCGCUUAAGAAUUGUUAUGAUACCGAGAUUGCAAUUGCGAUUCGCGAAUAAUGACUUGGUUGUUAGUAAUGGAAUUAGUGUGGAGUACUCUGUUGGCAAAAUCGAUUUUUCCUCUCACAAACUAAAAUACCUAAACCGUUAAAUGUGUCUAGGUGUGUGGUCUCUCCGAUGUUUCUUACAUUUGAAAAAAGGCCAAUGUGCCAUUCAUUUAGUUAUAUUUUCUAUUCUGCUGAGCUUUUUCUUUGUUUAGAUUGUACACGUUCAAUAAAGUGUCUACCACACACAGCA